Asparagus officinalis (garden asparagus) is the source of this 2401-nucleotide messenger RNA. RefSeq names its product cell division cycle protein 48 homolog. The coding region runs from base 116 to 2401 and encodes 761 amino acids. Gene Ontology annotation, molecular function: ATP binding; ATP hydrolysis activity; polyubiquitin modification-dependent protein binding. The transcript has 9 exons. Lineage: Eukaryota; Viridiplantae; Streptophyta; Magnoliopsida; Asparagales; Asparagaceae. Gene Ontology annotation, biological process: mitotic spindle disassembly; retrograde protein transport, ER to cytosol; autophagosome maturation. Gene Ontology annotation, cellular component: nucleus; VCP-NPL4-UFD1 AAA ATPase complex; cytosol. The record is from RefSeq and is a predicted model, not a curated record.
GGCGAAGAGGGAUUUUAGCACGGCGAUACUCGAGAGGAAGAAGGCGGCGAAUCGGUUGGUUGUGGACGAAGCUGUGAACGAUGAUAACUCUGUCGUCUCUCUGAAUCCCGAGACCAUGGAGAAGCUGCAGCUUUUUCGCGGUGACACGAUCCUUUUGAAGGGGAAGAAACGUAAAGACACUGUUUGCAUUGCCCUUGCUGAUGAGACGUGUGAAGAACCAAAGAUAAGAAUGAACAAGGUUGUUCGUUCAAAUCUCAGAGUGAGGCUUGGUGAUGUGGUUUCAGUCCAUCAAUGCCAGGAUGUUAAAUAUGGGAAGCGUGUGCACAUACUACCAAUUGAUGAUACUAUUGAAGGCUUGACGGGGAACUUGUUCGACUCAUAUCUGAAACCAUACUUCCUGGAAGCAUAUCGACCUGUUAGAAAAGGAGACCUUUUCCUUGUAAGAGGAGGCAUGAGAUCUGUUGAGUUUAAGAUUAUAGAAACCGAUCCCCCAGAGUACUGUGUUGUCUCUCCUGACACAGAGAUCUUUUGUGAAGGAGAACCUGUGAAAAGGGAGGAUGAGGAUAGACUUGAUGAGGUAGGUUAUGAUGAUGUUGGUGGUGUACGAAAACAAAUGGCUCAAAUCAGAGAGUUAGUUGAGCUUCCUUUAAGACACCCUCAACUUUUCAAGUCAAUUGGUGUAAAACCACCAAAAGGGAUUUUGUUAUAUGGGCCUCCUGGCUCUGGAAAGACUCUCAUUGCAAGAGCAGUUGCAAAUGAGACUGGCGCCUUUUUCUUUUGCAUUAAUGGUCCAGAGAUCAUGUCCAAACUAGCUGGAGAAAGUGAGAGCAACCUUAGGAAGGCUUUUGAAGAGGCAGAAAAGAACGCACCGUCAAUUAUAUUUAUUGACGAGCUUGAUUCAAUUGCUCCCAAGCGAGAAAAAACGCAUGGGGAAGUCGAGAGGCGUAUUGUCUCACAACUGCUGACACUGAUGGAUGGAUUGAAAGCUCGUGCUCAUGUCAUAGUCAUGGGAGCUACAAACAGACCGAAUAGUAUUGAUCCAGCUCUUAGAAGGUUCGGGAGGUUUGAUAGGGAAAUUGAUAUUGGAGUUCCUGAUGAAGUUGGACGACUGGAGGUUCUUCGUAUUCAUACAAAGAACAUGAAGCUAGCUGAGGAGGUUGACCUGGAAAGAAUUGCUAAGGACACACAUGGGUAUGUCGGAGCUGAUCUCGCUGCACUAUGCACUGAAGCUGCCCUUCAGUGCAUACGAGAAAAGAUGGAUGUCAUUGACUUGGAAGAUGAGACCAUAGAUGCAGAGAUACUUAACUCUAUGGCUGUCACUAACGAACAUUUCAAGACUGCUCUUGGAACAAGUAAUCCGUCUGCACUUCGUGAAACAGUUGUUGAAGUGCCUAAUGUCAGCUGGGAUGAUAUUGGUGGUCUAGAGAAUGUGAAGAGGGAACUGCAAGAGACUGUUCAAUAUCCAGUCGAACAUCCUGAGAAGUUUGAGAAGUUUGGCAUGUCACCUUCAAAGGGUGUGUUGUUUUAUGGGCCUCCUGGAUGUGGCAAGACUUUGUUGGCCAAGGCAAUCGCCAACGAAUGCCAAGCAAACUUUAUCAGCGUGAAGGGGCCGGAACUGCUCACCAUGUGGUUCGGUGAAAGUGAAGCAAAUGUACGCGAAAUUUUCGACAAGGCUCGCCAGUCUGCACCCUGUGUCCUCUUCUUUGAUGAGCUGGACUCCAUUGCAAUGCAGAGGGGCGGUAGCGUUGGAGAUGCGGGUGGUGCAGCUGAUAGAGUUCUCAAUCAACUCCUUACCGAGAUGGAUGGAAUGUCUGCUAAAAAAACCGUUUUUAUUAUCGGGGCAACAAACAGGCCUGAUAUUAUAGAUCCAGCGUUGCUCAGGCCUGGUCGUCUUGACCAGCUAAUUUAUAUACCUUUGCCAGAUGAAGCCUCUCGUCACCAGAUAUUCAAAGCUUGCCUGCGGAAAUCACCAGUUGCCAAAGAUGUUGAUCUGGUGGCUCUUGCCAAGUAUACUCAAGGCUUUAGUGGUGCAGAUAUUACUGAGAUUUGCCAACGUGCUUGCAAGUAUGCAAUCAGAGAAAACAUCGAGAAGGACAUUGAAAGGGAAAGGAGGAGAAGCGAGAACCCAGAGGCAAUGGAAGAAGACGACAACGACGAAGUUGCAGAGAUCAAAGCAGCUCACUUCGAAGAAUCCAUGAAGUUUGCGCGAAGGAGCGUGAGUGAUGCCGACAUCAGAAAGUAUCAGGCGUUUGCGCAAACCUUGCAGCAAUCAAGAGGGUUUGGUACUGAGUUUCGUUUCGCAGAACGGUCUGAAACUGCUGCAGAGCUGCAGCUGACGAUGAUGACUUGUAUAGUUAGGUUGAGGUUAUGGUGCUCAUUUGUUGACAGUGGCUUUGGAUAG